AUGGCUUCGAUAAACUUCAUAGCUAGGCCAAACUAUGUUUCGCACUCUAUCAAAGCAUCUUCCAAAAGCUUUGAUCAUUUGAAAGACUGGUUUGGUCUUGGAAAUAAGAAUUUGCCCGGGAGGAACGCACGAGGCGACCUUCGAGAACUAACCAUCGCGAACGUUGCAAACCAGGCCCCGAUCGUCUCUAAACCGUCAACGGGGAAAGAAGCAAUGGGCGGCCGGAAUCACAUCUCGUGGACGAGCAUCCCGCAACACUGGUGGGAGGGCGAGUUGGGAGUCGAAGGAGAGAUACCUCUCUGGCUGAACGGAAUUUAUCUAAGGAAUGGUCCCGGUCUAUGGCAUGUCGGAGACUACAACUUCGGCCACCUCUUUGAUGGCUACGCCAUGGUGGUAAAGCUGCAGUUCGAGAACGGAAGAUUAAUCGCAGGCCACCGCCAGAUCGAAUCCGAAGCAUACAAGGCCGCAAUGAAGCAUAAUAAGCUAAUCUACCAAGAAUUCUCCGAGUUCCCUAAGGCAGACAAUUUCCUAUCCUACAUUGGCGAACUUGCUGGCUUGAUUUCUGGGGCGUCACUGACUGAUAAUGUCAAUACAGGAAUCAUCAAGCUUGGAGAUGGACAAGUGAGUUGUCUAACCGAGACGCAAAAGGGGUCGAUAAUGAUCGACCCAACCACACUUGAGACCUUAGGGAAGUUCGAGUACACCGACUCCGUGGGGGAUCUGUUACAAUCCGCUCAUCCGAUCGCGACUGAUACCGAAUUUCUGGCGGUGUUGCCCGACCUGAUCAACCCGGGGUACACUGUAGUGAGGAUGGAGCGGGGAUCGAAUGAGCGGAAGGUGAUCGGAAGGGUGGAGUGCCGGGGCGGCCCCACACCCGGUUGGGUCCACUCGUUUGCCAUCACCGAGCACUACAUCGUCGUGCCGGAGAUGCCCUUGAGGUACAACGUCAAAAGCAUCCCCAAGGCCGAGCCCAGUCCGUUGUACGCGUUCGAGUGGCACCCAGAAUCCAAAGGGUGCGUGCAAGUUAUGUGUAAAGCCAGUGGCAAAAUCGUGGCAAGUGUGGAGGUUCCUUUGUACGUGACGUUUCACUUCAUCAAUGCAUACGAAGAGACGGACGAAGAUGGGCGAGUCGUGGCCGUGAUCGCCGAUUGUUGCGAGCAUAACGCGGACAGAACCAUCCUCGAGAAACUCAGGCUCCAAAACUUUCACUCCUUUGCCGGGCAAGAAGUACUUCCCAAUGCUAGGGUUGGAAGGUUCACGAUACCAUUAGAUGGGAGUCCAUAUGGGAAGUUGGAGACAGCAUUGGACCCAAAUGAACAUGGGAGAGGCAUCGACGUUUGCAAGAUCAACAAUGCCUUCUUGGGCAAAAAAUACAGAUUUGUCUAUGCUUGUGGAGCCCGACGUCCUUGCAAUUUCCCGAACACCCUCACCAAGGUAGAUCUAGUGCAGAAGAAGGCAAAGAAUUGGCAUGUAGAUGGCGCCGUGCCCUCGGAACCAUUCUUCGUUGCAAGGCCAAGGGCUACCGAGGAAGAUGAUGGUGUGGUGAUCUCAAUGAUUAGUGAGAAAAAAGGGGGUGGGUAUGCAUUGCUGCUUAGGCUCGUUACCAAACGCGCCCUUAAUGGCUCCACUUUUGAGAAGAUUGCUAGAGCGAAGUUCCCUUAUGGCCUUCCUUAUGGUUUCCAUGGUUGCUGGGCUCCAAAGAAGUAA
Molecule: messenger RNA, 1707 nt
Organism: Syzygium oleosum
Lineage: Eukaryota; Viridiplantae; Streptophyta; Magnoliopsida; Myrtales; Myrtaceae
Product: carotenoid cleavage dioxygenase 8 homolog B, chloroplastic-like
Exons: 8
Coding region: 1-1707 (568 amino acids)
Biological process (GO): carotene catabolic process
Cellular component (GO): chloroplast
Molecular function (GO): carotenoid dioxygenase activity
Source: RefSeq, a predicted model, not a curated record